Molecule: messenger RNA, 1678 nt
Organism: Volvox carteri f. nagariensis
Lineage: Eukaryota; Viridiplantae; Chlorophyta; Chlorophyceae; Chlamydomonadales; Volvocaceae
Exons: 8
Coding region: 587-1678 (363 amino acids)
Biological process (GO): peptidyl-lysine monomethylation
Cellular component (GO): nucleus
Molecular function (GO): protein-lysine N-methyltransferase activity
Source: RefSeq, a predicted model, not a curated record
CCCAUGACUCGCACAGUGCGCCCAUGUCCAGGCCAAAUGGAUUAUGCGGGUUUGCGUUUUCUGAGAGAAACAACUACUAAGAACAUCAAUAGAGGAAAGUAUAUCCGUUUUGUCAUAACAUAGGUGAUUGUUCGGUGUCGUUACUUGCAUGGUGACAGUAGCGUGAACUUGGCGUGCCUCCCAAUGUUCCGUGCUCAAUGUGGCUUGCUGGCUAAUCGGCGCCGUAUAUACUCCCUCGUCGCUAUCAUACAUACUUUGGCAUGCACGUGUACAGGACCUGUAGAGGCCAAUCCCCUUGCCUAAGAUGUUUCCCUUCGCUGAGCUUUGUCAGGCUAACUCUCCACAUGCCGGCGCACCCUGUCUUCGGGACAGCUAGUCAUACAUUGCUCAGGUGUGGUGCUUGCUAAGACGAGUGGUUACCACAGCAGAUCACCACAGCAGUGUGUGUUGCCGUGGAUCUCUGCAGUGUUUCUACUGUGGCACGUUUUAUCCUUAAGUUGGCUUUGAGCCCGUGUAUUAUGUGAAAGCUACCGACGAUAUGCCAGGCGGCUGCAGCAGCGGCCGGUCCACCCGGCAAUGAGGUGACAUGAGGCCUCCAGGGGCCUUGCUGUGGCCUGCGGAGGCUGCCACCAAUCGUAACGAGUUCGCAAGCGUCCUGGGACUGGUCCAAUGGGCAAUUGCAAACAAAAUCAGGUUCACAGGAUGCAGGCCCGAUAUUCGAAACGGCAUCCGAGGUGUUUACGCCACCAGCGAUAUCAACGAGGGAAACAACCUCGUCGCUGUACCAUGGCAAUCCUCCCUUGUCGUGCGCCCGGGUGAACGCUGUCCGUUUCCGGAUUUCAUACCACAAGGCGUUUGGUCCCAGCUUCCUUGGUUCGCCCAGCUGGCAUGUAAGCUUCUGCACGAGCGAGCACUGGGUCCGGCCUCGCGCUUCGCAGACUACUUGCCCGUGCUGCCUGAACGCAUCGACCUGCCGGCGCUAUGGCCGGCCGAGCAUGUACGGCAGCUGCAGUCCCCCUAUUUGGAACAGCAGAUCUUGGACGAGCAGGAGGAAUGGGCGGAACUGUACAACCGGGUACGGCGGCACCUCGACCGGCGCGGCCUCACUUGCACCGAUUUCUUCUGGUCGCUCUCCUGCGUCCGCAGCCGCACCUUCGCCGGGCCCCACAUCCCCACUCCGAUGCCGGCCAAGGUCUUAGUGGGAGCGGCGGUGGCAGGGGUUGUGGCAGCUGUCACCGCUGCCGUCCCCACUGAACCGGCUUUCGCGGUGACCGCACUGCUGCCCGCUGUACUAACAGCGAGCGAGUGCAUUUUCGCUCCUUGGCGGGAUGAGUUCCGCGUUGUGGCGGGGGAGGCGGUACAGCGGGGUCAGCCGGUGCUCAUUAGCUACGGCAACCAGUCCAACGAUGCGCUGCUGCAACGGUACGGCUUCGUACAGUUGGAUGGCAACCCGCACGACAGGACGGUGGUUCUCACAGCGGCCGGUGCACCACAGCAGACGCUGCAGGCUGUGGCCGCCUUGCUGGCGAUGCUGGCGGAUCGUCGGUCCCAGGGCCCCUCGCAACCGGGGAAGCCUGACCUGCCGUCGAGAGGAGGAGCAUGCCGCAGCAAGCAGCAGAAGCAAUUGCUGCAGGAGCAGCUUGCAGGAGGACGAGGAAGCGCUGGCGCAGUUGGCUAA